Messenger RNA from Paramecium sonneborni, 2176 nucleotides. The record is from the annotation of a GenBank genome assembly. Lineage: Eukaryota; Ciliophora; Oligohymenophorea; Peniculida; Parameciidae.
AAAGACUAUUCAUCAUUAAUGAGUACAUUAUCCACCAUUUGUCAGAAACACAUCAAACACAUUGAAGGUACUUUAUCAAUUCAAUACUUAGCAUUCUGUUCUGAUGAUUGUUCUUUGUUAUGUAUUAAUUGCAUUCUAUAUGAUGGUCACAAAGGUCAUUAAUUUCAAUCUCUAGAUGAUGUAUUAUUAUUCUCUAUUUAGAGUUUACGAAUGGAAUUAAAUAGAUUUUACUCUAUUUCUGAAAAUGUCCAACAAAAUCAUUAGAAAGCCAUUAAACAAUUUUAAUAGUUAGCAUAGAUGAAUGAUCAACUUGAUAUAGAGUAUUAGAGACUCAAUAUUGAAAUUACUAAAUUUUUCAAUUCUAUUCGGCAAUCCAUUUAAGAACGAGAAUCUAAACUUUAAGAACAAGUAAUUUAUUUUUAAGAUUUAGUUAAAUUAAUCACUCAUCAAUUAAAAAUAACAGAUAUCUUAAAGCUAAUAAAAGCUACAAGUUUAAUUAUAAGAUAUUACUGAUUACUUAUAAGAACUUUCAGAAUUAGAUGAAAAAUCUUAAGAUCCAAUUAAAUUUUUAUAAACAACACAAAAUAGAACAAAACUAAUCAAUAAAUUACCAAAAUCAAUAUUUACAAUAGAUUAAUCUAUAAAAUUUCCUGAAAUUAAUAAAGAUCAAGAAAAUCAAAAUAUUAUAAAAAUUUUAUCUAAAAAAACUAAUUCAUAAUAAGUUAUACCUGCUCCUCCUACUUAGUAGACAGCAUCAACUUAAUAAAAAAUAGUUUAAUCUAUAAAAAAACAUAGCAACACUUAACCAUAGUAAUCAUAUAAUGCUUAAUAUCAAUAAUAAUAGAAUUAAAUGCUUUAGUUGUAAUCUCAAUAAUAAUAGCAUAAAAAAAUGAAUUAAUCAAAAAAGGUACCUUUAUGUGAAACAAAUGGACCUUGUGCUGUUUAAAUUAAUCUUAAAAAGAAAGUUGAAGAAAAAUAAAUAAAUUAAGUGAGAUUGACAAAUUUUUAAGAAGCUAGAAAUAUGAUGAAAGAAAGAAAUUAUGAUAAAAGUAUAGAAAGAAGAAAAGAUAGAGAUCAUAGUACACCUAGAAGAUUAUUUAAAAAUUAAUCAAAAGUAAGUUAAGAUCCAUCAUCUCCAUUUAUACAUUAGGAAGAUUCAAAAUAAGAUUUUAAUACAUUUUUAAAUUCAAUACAUGAUUUUGAACCUGAAUUAACAAAUGUUAGUCAUAUGUCAAUGGAUUAUUAAUAUAUAACAAUAGGUGGUUUUGUUGAUAGUUUAAAAUAAAUAGUAGAGAAAUAUGAUAUAAAAACAGAUUAUGCAAGUGAAAAGGAUUAAUUAAAAAAUAAUAGAUGUAAAUUUGGUAUAGCACAUUUAAUAAAUGGAAAUGUAUUAUUGAUGGGUGGUAAAGUAGAUGGUGUUCGUAAUGAUACAUGUGAAGAGUAUAAUUAUAAGGAUAAGAAAGUGAUAGGAUCAAAAAUAAAAUUGCCAUCUUCAAGAAGUGGAUUUGGAACAUUGAAUGUAAAUUAAUUUAUUUAUAUAAUUGGUGGGAAUGAUGGUUAAGGUAUUUAAAUAAAUAAAAUAUUUUAGAGAAUUUAAAAGAUUUCGAUUGUUUUAAUUAGAUAGAUAAUAAUUGGAUAAAGUUUCCAACAAUGAUUGAAGCAAGAGAUGAAUUGGCUGUUUGUAUGUAUGAAAAUGCGAUAUUUGCAAUAGGUGGAUUCGGAGGAUAAUGUAUUAAAAUAUAUAUAAUAAUUAAUUAUAGUUAACACCUGUCUUAAGACUGUUGAAGUAUUUACUUCAGGUAAAUGGGGUCAUUGUGCACCAUUAAAUAUACCAAGAAGAGCAUUAGCAGGAGUGUCAUUACCUGAUGGAAUAUAUGCUAUAGGAGGAUUUGAUGGAACUUAAUAUUUAAAUAGUGUUGAAAAGUAUGAAGAUGGUAGAUGGACUUUAAUUGAAUCUAUGAUUCAUCCUAGAUGUACACUCUCUGCUUUAUCUACUCCAGAUAAUUAAUAUAUUUAUGUCUUUGGAGGAUUUGAUAAUGGUCCACUUGAUUCAGUUGAAAAGUAUCAUUAAUUUUAUUAUAUUUCAAGAUAUUCAGUUUUAAGUGGAAAUUGGGAAUAAAUUAAUUCAUUGUUGGCUAAAAGGUUUAUGCAUUAAACCUUUAUUACACUAGCAUGA